Messenger RNA from Metarhizium robertsii ARSEF 23, 966 nucleotides. Its product is annotated as mating-type MAT1-1-2. Bases 1 to 966 code for a protein of 321 amino acids. The transcript is spliced from 2 exons. Lineage: Eukaryota; Fungi; Ascomycota; Sordariomycetes; Hypocreales; Clavicipitaceae. The record is from RefSeq and is a predicted model, not a curated record.
AUGGAGAGUAUUUGUCAAUUUUCGCCAUUAUGGCGAAGGUCAGAACUGGUUUCAAAACCUCAGAGAGCUAUAGAAGAACUUCGCCUACAGUCUCUCAAGCUAUUUCUGAAUAGACACCGUUCUCAAGAAGUCAGAAAUCUUACAUUGAACGGUACGCCAUUCCAGAGCCCAUCUCAAGGGAACGAAAUUCUCCAAAGAAUCCGUGAUAUCAGCAUGGUUUUGCGCACCAGUCCUAUUGGCAUUGUCGAGGCCACUUUGAGAGUGUGGUAUGCCAGCUCGGUGCCAGUUUUCACACGGGAUCCGCAAGAUGGUCUCCCUCUGGACUCUGCAAUGAGAGACACUAGCAACGGUGUAUCCACGCUUACUUGGAGUCGUUCUUAUUCCACUGAGCAACAUGAAGUUGGAAACCUGGGGCUCAUGGCAAUGCUGAUGACUUCCGAAAACUGGCUACCUCCAAAGCAUCCAAAUCUAAAGGCCGCUUCUCUUGUCUCCAGUGCAGUAACCACAAUACUUUUCGCUUCAUAUCUCAUAUGUCCUCAGGUGUUGCGGUCCCCUGGGUCUCUCAGCACUACUAUGGGGCAAACCGACGAAGCCUUAGCGUUGUUCAUCAAAGCAUCCUAUCAGGUUGCUUGUGAAAACUUCGAUAAGUUUGAUAGCCCACCUGGAAGUGAGUUUGGUGCUACUCCAGAUGAGGUGAAGCUCAGUCAUAAUGGCAAUCGUUUUUUAACAAAAAUUGGAUGCAAUACCUGGUCUGAGCCAGCAUACUGGCACCCUUGUCGAAAGGUUCCCGGUUCUAAUUGGAAUAAAUUUAUUCGAAACUCUAGCCGUCCGAUUUUUCCUACUACAUCUCCACUGAGAAAUGAGCUGGUUGUUGUUCUUCCAAGCACAUUGUUUGGCCUCGCUCAACCCUGGGCGGUUUACUACAAUAUGCUUCGUGUUAGAUUUUCUCUAGUAAGUUCUUUCUAA